Molecule: messenger RNA, 2361 nt
Organism: Pocillopora meandrina
Lineage: Eukaryota; Metazoa; Cnidaria; Anthozoa; Scleractinia; Pocilloporidae
Source: the annotation of a GenBank genome assembly
UGUCGAAUAAUUCAGUUCAAGGAACAAAAACAAAAUGUGGCUCUAGCAAACCACGUUAUCCGAAGUGAACAAGUAUUUGACAGAGACAUUUGUGAGUUGAAGUGUUACCAGGAACCAAAUUGCGUGUCUUACAAUUAUGGGCCAUCAGGAGAUGGAAAAUUGGUCUGUGAACUAAGCAACAAGACCCACUUGCAAGUCCCUUCCGACGACCUUCAGAUGAAAGAUGACUUUAUCUACAGACAAAUUACCGAUGUAAGUAUACCUAACAGGGUGAAUUGGUAUUAUCAACUGAGUUGAUAACGUAAAUUGGUCACCGUAAAGAGUUUAAAAGCUGACGUUUCGAGCGUUGGCCCUUCGUCAGAGCGAGUGGAGGAAUUGUGGGUUAUGUGUGGGUUUACGGUGGCUAAGCUAUUGGUGGGAAUAUUGUGACGAGAAAACACGAAUAAGUAAGUCGAAUGAAAAGCGCUCGUUCAUACCGUGGGGAUUAAGAGUUCCGAUUUGAAAGAUAAAUUUUUGUUCUAGAAUUUUGCGGCGUACCGAACUGCCUAGAUAUGAGGAAAGGCUGUUAACUUUCAUAUGCCGCUGAGAAUGAUUAGGGAGAUUGAAGUGUCUAGCGACUGGUUUGGAUGCAUCUUAGUCAUUUCUUUCUACGUCGUGAAGGUGUUCUCAGAAUCCGUUACCUUGUCUUCUCCCUGUUACACCAAUAUAUAACUUUUUGCCUUAAGUGCAAGUUAUGCAGUAAAUGACAUUGGCUGAGGUGCACGUAAAGUGAUCAAUGAUCUUGAUGGAUUGGUUCCCGACAUUUUCUCUACGUUAUGAAUGAGAGGACAAGUUUCGCAUCGUGAGCGAGCGCAUUUGAAAUAAAGUUCCUGGUUGGUCAUUGGUUUGAAAUGAACUUCUGACAAAAAAGUUGCCUACGUUUUUGUCACGUUUGAAUGAAAUAGAUAGAGGUUGCGAAAAGAUAUAUCAGUCUCUGAAUCGUUUUGGAGUAAUUUAAGUAAGUAAGUUUUUAAAAAAUAAAUACACGAAGUUCAAGGUGAGUGGUGAUGGUGAGAUUUUUUGCAGUGACCGGCACUUAUUGUUUAGCUAUAAGUUUGUUAAUUGUGUUUUUGACAAUGUUUUGGUUCAUGAUACUUUAAUCUCCCUAAUCAUUUUAAGCAGCAUAUGGCAGCUUGCAGCCUUUCCCUACAUGUAGGCAGUAACCCUGUUAUACUCUCUCACCGAUGAAGCUCCACAGUUUUGUUGUGGAGCUGGGUAGCAAGGAAAAAAUAUUGUGACAGUUUUCGACUUCAUUGUUGACAGCCUCCUAUUACCACCCAUAACCCACGCGGAACUUAUCGAUGGCCUUUUAUUAACAAUACUCAAUAAUACGUCAUUAAUCGAUAUCUUGGCUGAAAAAGGACAUCAAGAGCGUCACGCUAACACCCAAAAUCCAGUCAGAUCUCAAGCCAGGUCUUCGAGAAUGAUUUAGUGCUAUUGUAGAUGUAGGGAAAAUCACGUUAUUUUAUGUCAACUCAUAGAACGCUUGCCAGAGCAACCCUUGUAAGAGUAACUCGACAUGUCAAGCAGGAUUUGGAGUGCAUGGAUACCGAUGCAUUUUUCCAGAGGUUAACUGUGGGGAAAGUUGUGAAUCAGGUAGCAUGUUCCACAUACACACGCAGUUUCAUUGCUCUCUCUUUUCAUUUUCUUCUUUAUGCUUGACGCACAGAAAAAGAAUACCUCUAUAACACAUUUUCUCAUUGAAUUGUUUUUCUUUUAAAGAUGUUGACGAAUGUGCAAUGAACACUCACAACUGUUCUGCUAACGCCGAUUGUUCAAAUGCUAUGGAACCAUUUCAGUGCACGUGUAAAUCUGGCUAUUCUGGUGAUGGAAAUACAUGUCUAGGUUAGUGCAGUGAUGUACACAUGGAUCGAUAGCCGAGCCAAAUAAAGAGUGAGACAAGCAGUCUGUUAGACAAACAUUUAUGCAUACUAAUAUACUGUGGAUUGAUAGCGGAGCAUAUGUUCGGUUGGACAGAUAAAAGAAUGUGGGUAAUGGAGGACAGAAAGAGUGACAAGAGGACCAGACAGAUAGCUAGACUAACAGCAGGACUGUACGAAGCCGAAAACAGGACACCAAAUCAGAUUCUUUUAGUUGUUUUCAAAUUGGUUAUUGGUUUACCUUUAAUUUCAUUAUUUUUUCUGAUCUCUGUAAGAUGUUGAUGAAUGCACGAUUGCAACCCACUACUGCUCAUCUAAUGCCGAUUGCUCAAAUGCUGUGGGAUCAUUUCAGUGCACGUGCGAAUCUGGAUACACUGGUGAUGGUAAAACAUGUGAAGGUAACCGUAGUCUACUUUUUCCAGCCGAUAGCCGAGUCAAAUGA